Andrographis paniculata is the source of this 4546-nucleotide messenger RNA. RefSeq names its product DENN domain and WD repeat-containing protein SCD1. Lineage: Eukaryota; Viridiplantae; Streptophyta; Magnoliopsida; Lamiales; Acanthaceae. The record is from RefSeq and is a predicted model, not a curated record. The transcript has 30 exons. Bases 472 to 4104 code for a protein of 1210 amino acids. Gene Ontology annotation, molecular function: protein binding. Gene Ontology annotation, cellular component: cytoplasmic vesicle. Gene Ontology annotation, biological process: regulation of Rab protein signal transduction.
CACAUCUGUUUGCUUUGUUUUACAUUGCAUUGCAUUGUAUUGUGUUGAGUUGCUUGUACUUGUACGCAGUGACGAUCCGAUUAACACAACAUGGCCUGGCCUGGCUAGAGCAAUCUGCAGCAGCUAGUGACUUAGCCAGAUAUGUCGUAGCGAACCCGUGUAAAGACCGGGUUCGGUUCGAACCGAACGGGCAAGAUGCCAAAUCUAGACCAGUGAACCCCACUCACUGCCGUCUCCUCUGAUCUGAUCUCGCUGUCGCGCCAAGCCAAGUUCCGGCCUUUUCAUAUGCAAAUCACUUUCUUACCCAUGCCCGUGACCAGAGAGACAGAACAUAUAAUCCCACGCCCUUCUUUUGGUCUCCAACAUAUUUCUCCUCCAACAAUUCAUUCGCCGGAAGAUGCUCGACGGCUGCUUAGCUUAAAGAGCAGCCAUUCUCGGGUGAUCUGGAACUAACGAACCAACUUGAAUCCGAUGGCCCGAAUCUUUGAGUACUUCGUGGUGUGUGGAAUUGGGCCAGAAAUCCGGACCCUUGACGGGAACAGGGGUUACCAUGGCACCGGCAUCAUGUACUUGCCGUCUCUGUUAGAUCAAUACCCUCCCUCCGAUCACUCUCUCUAUCCUCCGCCUCCGCCUCAACUGCCCACCUGCGUUUUACCCGCCGGUGUCCAAUUCUAUGCCUCCGGCUUCGAUUCCAAUGAUCAUUCAUCCUUCCCUCGGAGCUAUCCCAUAGUGUUGACCGAGGGGGAUGGGUCCAAGAUUUAUGUCAGUUGCAUUGCCUUUAGAGAUCCUGUGUGUGAUGACAUUUCGGAAGCUUAUCAGAUACCUGUCAAUUCCUUUGCCGAUAAAUGCAUCUGCCUCGUGUCGCGGUCUCCUAGUUUCCGCAUUCUGCGCGACGUCUUAGAGGAAAUAUUCCUACUUUGUUUCUCAACUUCUGGAAGCAGCAAGCCACUUUGGGAUGUCAUUGCAUAUAUAGUCUCCAAUGUCCCUUUGCCUACACCUGGAAAGGACCGAGUGUUGUUUGCAAUUGAGAAUAGCCUGCUUGCUGUAGAUGUUCCACCAAGGGAUGGGCUCCCUCAUGCUGAUAUAUCUUUCCAGCCAUUGGUCCAGUGUUUAGAUGUUGAUAAUGUCAUCAAACUAUUUACGGCUGUGCUGCUUGAAAGAAGGAUAUUACUCCGCUCAGACAAAUAUUCUCUUCUAACUCUUGUUUCGGAGGCCAUAUGCCAUUUAAUAUACCCAUUUAGGUGGCAGCAUGUAUACAUCCCAUUACUAUUUUUCAGUGGAGUUGACUAUAUUGAUGCUCCAACACCAUACAUGAUGGGGCUUCAUUCAGGAGUUGACACUUACGGGCUAGUCAUGGAUGGGGUAGUUGUGGUUGAUCUUGAGCAUAAUCUCAUUACGACAUCUGAGGAUAUCCCUGUGAUACCUGAGCCUGAGUUUAGUUCUUUGCGUGGAGAGAUAAUGAAGUUGUUAUAUCCAAAUGUGGUUGGCAUAGACCAGAUGAAGGGUGGCACCUACUCUGAGCAAUUUAUUAGAGGUGGCAGCAAAGUUUGGGGAGAGGAUCACGAUCUCCAUCUCAGGUUUAUAUUCCUAAAAUUCUUUGCAUCAAUCUUAGGUGGCUAUCGCAAUUUUAUAGAAAAUACUGCAACCCAAAUAUUCAACAGCCAGGCCUUCUUGAAAAAGCGCUCUCGGUCUACAAACCAGCCACUGGAUCCUAUGAUAAGCCAAUUUCUAGAUUCCCAAGGUUUUUUAGAUUAUUUGGAGAGAGGCCUUGGUUCUGAAGAACAUGGAAGCAAUCUUCUUGAUAAAUUACAAGAUGCUAUUGGGAGGGGGCAAAAUCCUUUUUCAAUUCUUCCAUCAUUAUUGACAGAGCCAGAAAUUGCAACUAUUUCUGAUCCUGGAUUGGGAAUGUCAGGGUCAGGUGCUAAGUAUCGUUAUGAUAGGUUCCCUGCAAACAUCAGAACUGAGGAGCAAGAAGAAAAGAGGAAGCAGAUUCUAGCAGCAGCAACUGGAGCUCUUGAAUAUUCUGUAAAGCACACUGUUAGUUCUCCCUCAAUGCAUUCUGGUAAAGAUUCUAAGACUGAAAGCCUGAGUCCGAGGGAGAGAGCUGCUGAACGUGAGCGCAUGGUCCUAGACAUUAAAGUGAAGUUGCAGGGAUUGUGGCUACGGCUUUUGAAAUUGGGACCAACUGAUGAUCCUCUUUCAUCAUUUGAGUAUGGAACCAUCCUGGCUUUAAUAGAGUCUGAUGCUGAGGGAAUUGGCGGUAGUGGAUUUGUUGAAUGUAUACGAGAGCACAUCCAUUCGGGAUGGACUGGUCAAUUGACGGAAGAACAGUUUAUUGCAGUGAAAGAACUGCUGAAAACAGCCAUCAGCCUGGCAACAGCCCGGAAUGACAUGAUAACUAUCAGGGAUGCCCUUGAAGUUUCUGCUGAAAUGCACAAGAAGGAUGUAAACAAUAUUCCAGAUUAUGUUCAGAGGCAUCUUCGCUCUCUUUCCAUCUGGGAUGAACUACGCUUUUGGGAAGGAUAUUUUGAGUACCUGCUUGACCGCUUUUCUAGCAAGUCAACCAAUUAUGCUACGUUAGUGACAACACAACUAAUCAUAGUAGCAACUCAUAUGGUUGGCUUGGGACUUUCUGACCUCGAUGCAUGGUACAUGAUUGAGACAAUAGCAGGGAAAAACAAUAUUGGAUAUAAGCACAUCAUAAAGAUUAGAGGGUUCCUAUCGCAUAUCAGACAAAUUUGGAUUGGAUAUUGGGGAAUAUAUUCUGGUAAAACUCAGUCUGCAUCCUCCUUUGGAUUGCCUUCUCCGCGUCCACAACAUGCUGCUGAUAGCACUCAGCAAUCAUCCGAGGCAUCUGGCGUAGGAAGGAGCUGGGUACAGAGCAUGUUUAGCCGGGAUCGAGCGAGCUCCUUUAGUCGAGUUCGUAAAUGGACAUCUGAUGGUGGCAAUUUAGCUGCAAAUGAAAAUGGAUCCCUUCAGAAGCAAGAUCUGUCCCCAACAGGGCAGAAGAAAAUACAGACAAACAUCCGUAUGCUAAGAGGUCAUAGCGGAGCAGUCACUGCAUUGCACUGUGUGACCAAAAGAGAGGUUUGGGAUCUCGUUGGUGACCGUGAGGAUGCUGGAUUCAUUAUCAGUGGAAGCACAGAUUGUACAGUGAAGAUAUGGGAUCCUAGUCUCCGUGGUUCUGAACUGCGGGCUACUUUGAAGGGCCACACUAGAACUGUCCGGGCCAUAAGUUCUGAUAGAGGGAAGGUGGUUUCUGGCUCAGAUGAUCUGUCAGUACUUGUAUGGGAUAAACAGACAGGUCAGCUUCUGGAAGAGCUGAAGGACCAUGAUGCACAGGUCAGCAUUGUGCGGAUGCUUUCAGGUGAGCGUGUCCUUACUGCUGCACAUGAUGGAACUGUGAAGAUGUGGGAUGUGAGGACAGAUACAUGUGUUGCAACUGUUGGCCGUUGCUCUAAUCCGGUUCUCUGCAUGGAAUACGAUGAUUCCAAUGGGAUCUUGGCAGCUGGAGGCAGAGAUUCGAUUGCAAACAUUUGGGACAUUCGGGCUGGAAGACAGAUGCACAAACUUACAGGGCAUUCAAAAUGGAUCAGGUCCAUUAGAAUGGUUGGAGACAUGCUUGUAACAGGCAGUGAUGAUUGGACUGCCCGCAUUUGGUCUGUCUCUCAAGGAACAUGUGAUGCUGUUCUAGCUUGCCAUGAUGGUCCAGUGUUAUCUGUGGAGUACUCUAUAGCAGAUAAAGGAAUCAUUACAGGAUCCAAUGAUGGACUUCUUCGCUUUUGGGAAACUGAUGAAGGCGGUAUAAGAUGCGUCAAGAAUGUUACUAUCCAUAGUGCCUCGAUACUGUCUAUCAAUGCCAGUGAGCACUGGUUAGGAGUAGGAGCAGCCGAUAAUUCGAUGUCCCUCUUCCACCGACCUCAAGAGAGGCUUGGUGGACUCUCCAGUACAGGUUCAAAGAUGGCUGGGUGGCAGCUCUAUAGGACUCCGCAAAAGUCAGUCGCUAUGGUUAGAUGUGUAGCUUCUGACCUGGAAAGGAAGAGGAUCUGCAGUGGGGGACGAAAUGGGAUGCUGAGGUUGUGGGAUGCAACUAUUAACAUCUAGACUUGUUUGCCUGGAUUGCACGCUGUAUACAGUUGGAGAAGAACCAGUGAAGCGAUAUUGAAUUACGCCGGUCGGGGAUUGGAGCAGAACCAGUGGAGCGUUGGCUAGGCUAGGUAGGUAUGCACAACUGUUGUUGCUGCUUGAAUUGGAAAUGCGAUGUUUUGGUUGGUCGGGUGGUUCUUCCCAGGUAUGAAGCAGUGUCGUGAGUUUUGUUCAUCUCUCGCUUCGCUGGGCUAUGCAUUGCCUGGCUGUGUUAGUGGUGUAUUAAGCUGGCGUCCUUCAAGGCUGGUAUGGUCUUGGUCUUGGUCUUGUCUUGGUCUUGGUAUUAUGAUUCCAUCUUUUUCUCGUCUUGUCUGUGUGCACUCUCAUUCAAUUGGUUUGAUUUUUACCGAAAUCACUUUCCUUUUUUUGUUUUGUAUAAAUUUUCAUGUGAGUUAGUUUC